Talaromyces proteolyticus is the source of this 2805-nucleotide messenger RNA. RefSeq names its product serine/threonine protein phosphatase PPT1. The transcript has 9 exons. The coding region runs from base 1 to 2805 and encodes 934 amino acids. Gene Ontology annotation, molecular function: protein binding; protein serine/threonine phosphatase activity. Gene Ontology annotation, cellular component: nucleus; cytosol. The record is from RefSeq and is a predicted model, not a curated record. Lineage: Eukaryota; Fungi; Ascomycota; Eurotiomycetes; Eurotiales; Trichocomaceae.
AUGACUUCCUCCGCUGCCGACGCUGCCUCUGCGCUGAAGCAGCAAGGCAACAAGGCAUUUGCGAAGCAUGAUUGGCCCACUGCCAUCGAUUUUUAUAGCCAGGCUAUCGACAAAUAUGAUAAGGAGCCUUCGUUUUUCUCUAAUCGCGCUCAGGCUCACAUCAAAUUGGAGGCUUACGGAUAUGCUAUUGCCGAUGCGACCAAAGCCUUGGAGCUCGAUCCGUCAUAUGUCAAGGCCUACUGGCGACGAGCGCUGGCUAACACGGCCAUCCUAAACCCGCGUGCUGCCCUCAAAGACUUCCGGUCCGUCAUCAAGAAGGAGCCCAACAACAGGGAUGCGAAAUUGAAGCUGGCAGAAUGCGAGAAACUGGUUCGCCGAAUGGAUUUUGAGAAGGCUAUCGAGGUAGCCGAGCCUGCGUCAGUAUUCGAGGACUUGGAUAUUGAGUCUAUCAUCGUUGAGGACAGCUACGACGGUGUCCAUCUGGGAGAGGAAAUGACGCAGGAGUUUAUCGAUGAUAUGCUCGAGAGGUUCAAGAAUGGAAAGAAGAUACACCGCAAAUACGUGUUCCAAAUCAUCAAGAACGUAUUAGACCUUGUUAAAGCGGAGCCGACAAUGGUGGAAAUAGGAGUGGAUCAGGGUACCAAGCUCACGAUAUGUGGUGACACGCACGGCCAGUAUUUCGAUCUCCUGGAAAUCUUCCGACUAAACGGUUACCCAUCGGAUACCCAUGCAUAUCUAUUCAAUGGAGACUUUGUCGAUCGUGGAUCGUGGUCGACAGAGAUCGCUCUUCUCCUCUACGCAUACAAGUGGCUGCGACCACAAAAGUUCUUCUUGAACCGAGGAAACCACGAGACGGAUGACAUGAACAAGGUGUACGGCUUCGAAGGGGAGUGCAAGGCCAAGUAUAGCGAGAAUGUUUUCAAAGUCUUUUCCGAAUCCUUCUCCGCACUGCCACUGGCUACGCUGGUCGGCGACAAAUAUUUCGUGCUCCACGGCGGCCUGUUUUCCGAUGACAAUAUAUCGCUAGAUGACAUCCGGAAAUUGAACAGGCAUAACCAGCGCCAACCGGGCCAGUCUGGCCUUAUGAUGGAGAUGUUAUGGACGGAUCCCCAACCAGCCCCAGGCCGUGGUCCGAGCAAGAGAGGCGUUGGUCUUCAAUUCGGACCUGAUGUGACAAAGCGAUUCUGUGAAAGGAACGGCCUGGAAGCUGUCAUUCGUUCGCACGAAGUUCGGAUGGGUGGUUAUGAAGUCGAGCAUGAUGGACGCUGUAUCACGGUAUUCUCGGCGCCCAGGUAUUGCGAUGCCACUGAGAACAAGGGUGCAUACAUCAACGUUGGACCGGAAUUGAAGCUCGAAUAUCAUGUCUUUGACGCGGUUCCUCACCCCGACAUCAAGCCAAUGUACUUAACGUCAGAUCCGACCAGUUUCGCUUCGGUGUCGGUUCGAGAGAGAUGGCCGGUUAUUCUUACUGGUGCAAUCGACGAUCUCCACCGGACAGUUUCCCAAGUCCCCGAUGCUGAAAACGAGAAGCAGGCCGAAGGGAAAAGUAUCAUUGAAGAGCUGGCCAAGUUGAAAUAUGAAGUGCAGCAUGAUCGCAAAUUGACCCCCUUAGUCGACGAUGGUGAACCUGAUAUCGCCGAUUAUAACAAAGAUCUGGAACAACGUGGAAAUCCAUCGUGGCAUAAUGUGCCAUGGCUCUAUUCUGAAUGCUAUCUUUACCGGCGGAUUGCAACGUUUUUCAACCUAUCCAAGUACUGGAAAGGCUACGAUGUGUUUUCACGCCAGAAGAUUUCUACCUUCAAAUCUUCUCGUCCGGCCGUCUUGGAACUAGCGGCAAGAUACAAAUCUCUCGCACUUGAGGUCGAGAAGGGUAGUCAGGGGCUCAGUCCAGCGCAGGUCGAAGACGCCGAGCGAUUGAUCUUCACCGAAAUGUGCGAAAUUUGCCUGUGGGGCAACGCAACAGACCUGUCGCUGCUCACCACGCUCACAUACGAGGAUAUCCAGAAACUACAAGGCUCUCAAGCGCGCAAAGCGUCGGAAAAGAACAUCAUUGUCAACGACACGAACGCCGCUUAUGACGCGCUGCGCGACGCCCGCAAAGAGAAGAAAGACGGCGAACGACGGGUCGAUAUUGUUCUGGACAAUGCUGGCUUCGAGUUGUUUGUCGACUUGAUUCUCGCUGGCUAUCUUCUCUCUGCGGGGCUCGCGACAACCGUCGUUUUGCGACCAAAGGUCAUCCCAUGGUUCGUUUCGGACGUAAUUCCAAAGGACUUUGCAGAUCUGUUGAACGCGCUUGCCAACCCGCAGGCAUUCUACACGGCCGCUGAUGACUCUGGUCAGCAGCAUGCACCUCUUUCGGAGAGGGAGGUGGAGGAAGUGAGUUUCCUGUUCGGUCAAUGGAGCCAGUUCCAUGCGGAGGGCAAAUUGGUUCUUCGACCGCACAGGUUCUGGACCGGGCCAGGCAGCUUCUGGCGUCUGCCUUAUGUAGCGCCUGGUCUUUACGAGGACUUAAAGACGGCCGAGCUUGUUCUUUUCAAGGGUGACUUGAACUAUCGCAAACUCACGAAUGAUGCUGCCUGGGACCCAACGACUCCAUUCACACAAGCCAUCGGACCACUCGGUCCCAAGUCUGGAGUCCGUAUUCUUUCUUUCCGAACUUGCAAAGCCGACGUUGUUGUCGGUCUUGCUCCGGGUGAAGACGAACGUCUCAGACAGGUGCCUGGUGGCGGCGGUGAUUCUGGGGCCAGGAAAUGGGCAUGGAGCGGUAAAUGGGCUGUUGUGUCGUUUUCUGACGGAAAGACUUGA